UUCCUACAUUCCCGUUGCCACCGCUUCUUCCAAAAAAACCAUCUGUUAACUUCCUAUUUUCCCAAUACAUUGUGAUUCUCCCGUUCGCAUUUUAAAUCUGUACUACAUUUUCCAUAAAAGAUGAACAAGUCUAUUCAAUAAACUUAUGCUUUUAACCGGCGACUUGCCGGAGCUCCGGCAAAUUUUCCAGAAACUUACCAACUUUACCUUUAUUACCCUGAUCAGAUCUACCCCUUUAUAGAGUCAUUUUAGGAUUUUUUUUCAAUGGGAAACAAGUAAAUACUUUGCAUUUUGGGUUUUAUUUUUUCUCUUUGAUUUGCAAUUUAGCACAAUCUGAGUACUUUUGAUUUUAUUUUCCUUGUUAUAAAGGAAGAAUUUAUUGUUGUAUACAUGUCAAAAAUUGAUGGGAAAAUGAAACAUGAUCAGAAGAAAAGAAUUGGUGGGUUUAAUUUAAUGGGGAUGUGUUUUAGUUCUCCAGAUUCUCAACAACAAUCUUUACAAGAACAACAAUAUCAUCAAUUGCCCCACCAUUAUUAUCGUCAUCGCCAACAACAUCUUCAAGUUUCUCGUAAUCCUAGAGUUGACGGUGGUAAUUAUCGAGCAGGUCGAAUGCCCCCUGUACCAAAUCAUAGUAAAACUGCUAUACAUAAAGAGCCAUGUAAAGGAGAGAAGCUGGAUAAUAAGAGCUCAAACUUUUUGUUUACCCCCAAAAAUGUGAAAGAACUCCGUCAACAUCCUGAAUAUAGUAAUGUUGACAUCUUCACGUUUGACGAGAUGAAAUUGGCGACAAAACACUUCAGACCAGAUCUUAUCCUUGGGGAAGGUGGUUUUGGAGUUGUUUAUAGAGGAGUUAUAGAUGAGCUUGUGAGGCCAGGAUACGAAUCGACAGAGGUUGCCAUUAAGCAGCUGAAUCCAAAUGGUUUUCAAGGGGACAAAGAAUGGCUGACUGAAGUUAGCUACCUAGGACAACUUAGCCACCCGAACCUUGUAAAGCUGAUUGGGUACUGUUGUGAAGAUGAGCAUAGGCUACUGGUUUACGAAUAUAUGGCAUCCGGAUGCCUGGAGAAACAUCUGUUUCGCAGAAUGUCUGCUACUCUCACGUGGUUGAGACGAAUAAAAGUUGCUCUAGAUGCUGCGAAAGGUCUUGCUUUUCUUCAUGGCUUGGAACGACAAAUCAUAUAUCGUGAUUUUAAGACUUCAAAUAUCUUGCUCGAUUCGAAUUUUAACGCAAAACUUUCCGAUUUUGGACUUGCAAAGGAAGGACCUAUGGGAGACCAAACUCAUGUGUCCACGCGUGUUAUGGGCACUUAUGGGUAUGCAGCUCCAGAAUAUGUGAUGACUGGGCAUUUAACGGCUAGAAGUGAUGUAUAUGGUUUUGGAGUGGUUUUGCUCGAGAUGCUAAUAGGAAGAAGAGCAUUUGACAAGAGUAGACCAAGCAGAGAACAUAAUCUAGUCGAAUGGUGCCGCCCGCUUUUGAACAAUAACAAGAAACUUCUUCGAAUCUUGGAUUUAAGAAUUGAUGGACAAUACUCGGUCAAGACUAUGAUGAAAGUGGCAAACCUCGGACACCUAUGUCUAAGCCAAAACCCGAAAGGAAGGCCGUCAAUGAGUCAUGUAGUUGAAGUUCUAGAAGCUGCUUAUGAAGCGGAGCAAAAACGGGAAAUGUCAUUGUUAGCUCAAAACGGAAGUGGAGUUACCCUCUAUGAAGCUCCUAAGGCGAACCCCAACACCAGCCUCUCGGUAGAGAAGACAAUUGAGACCGAAGAUGAAAGAGUUGUUGUCCCACAUCGAAGGAGAGAAGGAAGAGGCAGAAGUGAGCAUGAUAUUUUUGGCAAACAUUCACCUGAAAUCGGGUUUCGUAAUAGAUCAUAUAGAGAUCAGACUACAAAAUGAACGUUUUAAGGCGCUACAAAGUAGUGUUUAUCAUGUUCUGCGUCGAUUUUGUUCUUUCAUUAUGUGUGAAUUGUGAACCUUACUCUACCCUUGUGGAAGAGUGUCGCGGGUAAUUCUUUUCGGUACAUCAGAUAAUGACGAUCUAAGUGUUGUAUUAGAAAGAAGUGAGUAGUAGCUUAUUUACCGAGCCUCCUGCAUCAGCAGGGGAGUAACCAUUAUGAAUGUGUAUAUAGACAUUGAUUAAUAUGAAGUCUUUUGGUAUUUGAUCUGUCAUUAAUUUAUAUUGUAUAA
Molecule: messenger RNA, 2184 nt
Organism: Amaranthus tricolor (Joseph's coat)
Lineage: Eukaryota; Viridiplantae; Streptophyta; Magnoliopsida; Caryophyllales; Amaranthaceae
Product: probable serine/threonine-protein kinase PBL17
Exons: 6
Coding region: 391-1893 (500 amino acids)
Biological process (GO): protein phosphorylation
Molecular function (GO): ATP binding; protein kinase activity
Source: RefSeq, a predicted model, not a curated record